This is a messenger RNA of Sipha flava (yellow sugarcane aphid), 504 nucleotides long. RefSeq names its product ATP-dependent DNA helicase pif1-like. NCBI's taxonomy places the organism in Eukaryota, Metazoa, Arthropoda, Insecta, Hemiptera, Aphididae. The coding region runs from base 1 to 504 and encodes 167 amino acids. The transcript has a single exon. The record is from RefSeq and is a predicted model, not a curated record. Gene Ontology annotation, biological process: DNA repair; telomere maintenance. Gene Ontology annotation, molecular function: DNA helicase activity.
AUGGCCGCAGUGUUGGACCCCCGUCCGAGCGCCAAGUUCUUCUUUGUCGACGGCCCCGGUGGAACUGGUAAAACGAUGCUCUACUCCUGUCUCAUGUCUGUGUUGCGUGGCCUAAACAUGAAUGUACUGGCGGUUGCGUUCACCGGGAUCGCGGCCGGUCUGUUGGACGGCGGAAGGACUGUGCAUUCCACCUUUGGUUUGCCUUUCGGAGUGCUCACGAACGAAUCCACUUCCACAAUCAAAUUGCAGUAUCGUAUGGCGCACAGGAUUUCCGACGCUGCGCUCAUCGUCUGGGACGAGGCACCCAUGUCCCCAGGGUUCCAGUUGACUGUUGUCGAUCGGCUGCUGAAGGACAUCAUGCGGUCGAAUCUUCCUUUUGGUGGUAAGCCUUUUUUGCUAGGUGGUGAUUUCAGGCAGAUUCUUCCGGUCGUCUCCCACGGAAUGAGAAGUGACAUCGUCGGCGCUUGCAUCAAAUCCAACGAGCUGUGGCCCGUCAUGCAAUAG